Messenger RNA from Musca vetustissima, 1574 nucleotides. RefSeq names its product membrane-bound transcription factor site-2 protease (gene S2P). Bases 9 to 1574 code for a protein of 521 amino acids. NCBI's taxonomy places the organism in Eukaryota, Metazoa, Arthropoda, Insecta, Diptera, Muscidae. The transcript has 3 exons. Gene Ontology annotation, cellular component: membrane; cytoplasm. The record is from RefSeq and is a predicted model, not a curated record. Gene Ontology annotation, molecular function: metalloendopeptidase activity. Gene Ontology annotation, biological process: regulation of response to endoplasmic reticulum stress; membrane protein intracellular domain proteolysis.
AUGGAAUUAUGGAUCCUUGGAUAUUUUUUGGUGUCCUAACUGCCAUAUAUGGUGUUUUGUUAUUCUUUGAUCGCUUUUUUAAGAGCUGCAUGCAUUAUCCCUAUGAGGCAUUUCUCACCAAUACCGGUCUCACCGUUGGCAUUUUCCAUCUAAAAUGGCACACCACCGCCUUUAAUCGUUGGGUGCUACGCCUGGGCAACAACAGCGGCAAUUGUUGCCGGCAACUUAUUAAUAAGUCAUUUACAAUUGGUGUACUGGUUGCACUGUCAUUGGUGCCGGUUGGCAUCAUUUUGCUGUUUAUUACCAUAUUUGGUGGUUCUACGCAACAGUCGGAGGUUAGUAAUUUGGGAACGGCAGCAACAUCGAAUGCCCUGAAAACCCAAAAUAUAAAUGUGGAAAUAUUGCUGCCUGGUGUAAAUUUGCCACUGGAGGAAAUCGGUUACUAUGUAGCCACCCUGUUGAUAUCAACGGUGAUACAUGAAUUGGGUCAUGCCCUGGCUGCCGUAAUGGAAGAUAUACCGGUGACAGGAUUUGGGUUUCAUUUAUAUUUCUGUUUACCCGUGGCCUAUACGGAAAUAUCCACCGAUCAUUUGAACGCCUUGAAGUGGUUGAAAAAAUUACGCAUCCUCUGUGCCGGCAUAUGGCAUAAUUUUGUUUUUGCUGGCAUUUGCUAUUUGCUGCUCUCCACAAUGGGUUUUAUGGCCUCUCCCCUCUAUACGCUGAAUAAAAAUGUGAUUAUUACCCAUGUCAGCGCCCAAUCUCCGCUAAAGGCAAAAGGUGAUCGCGGCCUGGUUGAGGGUAAUGUCAUUACCCACAUUAAUGAUUGUCCCGUUUACAAUGAGGAUACAUGGUAUAGUUGUCUGGUGAAUUCAUUGCAUUUUCCAGGCUUUUGUGUGUCAUCGGAUUUUAUCCGUCUAAAUGAUGAGAGUAUUGAAAUAGCCCAUCACAGUUCCGAUGGUACGCUGCAAUGUUGUGGCAGUAAUGCCAAGCUGGGUUGUUUCGAAUACAUUGAUGAUUUCAAUAAUGAUGCACCCGUGGAGAUACCACAACACGUGUGUCUCGAUGUACGGCGCACCAUGGAAGACGCGUAUGGUUAUUGUGCAGCCACCGGCGGUGUGUGUGAAAGGGGAUUUUGUCUAAGGCCAUUGCUGAAGAACACCACCACUAUAAUGGUUUUUAAGAGGCAAUCAUUGAAGGUGGAAGAUGUCCCGCCGCCGCUAAAGAAUGUCAUCUAUAUGGGCCACCCGCUGGAUGUGACACGCAGCAUACGCAUUUCACAAUUUGUACCCAAACAUGAGUACAUCAGCCCCAAAUGGUGUGACAAUGGCAUAUUGUUCCUGAAAUACAAUAUUGUAUUUAGUUUGGGUUUGGCCCUGAUCAAUGCCAUACCCUGUUUUGGCUUCGAUGGUAAUGCAAUUGUUAAUACCAUUGUCAAUAGUUUUCUAGUCAAUCGUAUUAGCGAAAAGGCCAAAAGAGAUGUGAUAUCAUUGAUUGCCACCGGGAUUGGUUCCAUACUGUUUCUAUUGGCCGUUACGAAGGUGCUGUGGUUAAGUUUAAUAAGAUAUUUAUUUUAG